This is a messenger RNA of Anarrhichthys ocellatus (wolf-eel), 1431 nucleotides long. Its product is annotated as immunoglobulin superfamily containing leucine-rich repeat protein 2-like. The transcript is spliced from 2 exons. Gene Ontology annotation, molecular function: protein binding. Lineage: Eukaryota; Metazoa; Chordata; Actinopteri; Perciformes; Anarhichadidae. The record is from RefSeq and is a predicted model, not a curated record. The coding region runs from base 469 to 1431 and encodes 320 amino acids.
UGUGCUUCAAUUAAAGACAAUAGGCUGCAGCCAACCCGAAUGAGGUCAAAGAUUAGGCUUGGGUCGGGGUAAUAAAUUAAACAUCGGAUCCUAAAUUAUUAAUUUUCUUUGAGGAUGGAGGACCCGGAGCAUCUGUAUCUUUAAUAGUGAGGACAGAGAUGGGAGAGGCUGCGCGUUCACGGCUCCUUUUCUCGCUCCGUGGCGUCGGGAACGCGCAGUGAAUCCCACACUUAGCUGGAGAGGAAAAAAGCGCCGUCGGACGUCAACAGCAACUCACCGGGGAAAAAAAUGUUCCCUCCACCGCCCUUCAUCAACGCUGUCGACGUCUGCAAAAGUCAUGUGAAAGGAUCCACUACAUACGAGGACUCGAGUUUUUUCGGCCAUUAAACUUGUUUAAGAGGAUUGUAAACUCCGGGAAGUGAUUGAUAAGACACAGGAAUUGAAGUUAAAAUUGGAAAGGUGCAGAAAAUGGCGAGACGGCUCCUGCAGCUCCUUGCCUUGUGGACAACUGUGGUUGGCAAUGUGCAGUGCUGUCCAGAGCUCUGCAGCUGCCAGGAUAAAUUUGCCCACCAGUUUGCUGACUGUGCUUACAAAGACCUGCUGGUGGUACCAGUGGGUCUCCCCACCAAUGUUACCACUGUGAGCCUUUCUGCCAACAAGAUCAAAUUACUGAAAAGUAAAAGCUUCAUCAGUAUCACACAGGUCUCCUCUCUCUGGCUGGCCCACAAUGAGAUAGUUACAAUAGAAACCGACUCCUUGGCCCCCCUGAUCCAGCUACGCAACCUGGACAUCAGCUACAACAAAAUCGUGAACUUUCCCUGGGAGGAUCUGCACAACCUCACAGCCCUGCAGCUUCUGAAAAUGAACAACAAUGAGAUGGUGAACCUUCCAAAGGACGCCUUUUCCACUCUCAAAGACCUACGGUCGCUGCGCAUCAACAACAACAAGUUUAUCACCAUUGUGCAGGGUACCUUCAGUGCUCUCUCCUCCAUGUCUCACCUACAGAUUUUUAACAACCCCUUCACAUGCUCCUGCAGCCUGGAGUGGCUGAGGGAUUGGAUCACGACAACUAAGAUUUCCAUCCCAGAGCCAAAAUCAAUUGUAUGUGAGGCCCCUGAACACCUGAAGGGUACAAUGGUGACACUGAUUCCCAAACUGGACUGUAUGCAGUCUAACUGCCUGCACCUCAUUCCUGCCUUGGCACACGAGAACUAUGGCGGCUACGAGUGUGUUUCCAAAGAGAAAGACGACACCAAAGUGGUGAAAACGUACCAGUUUACAGAGCAAAUGAUUCCAGAUACAAAUAAAAACACUGAGACGAUCAACACCCUUUCACAAAUAAAUGAUGCAUCAGCUGUUGUGCCGCAGAAGGCUUGGAUCAUCCUUGGACUUGCAGUGUUGGGGAUUUUCAGAUGGGAUUUGCAAAAAUGA